GAGAGAAAUCAGACUCUUCUCCCUUUUUCCAUUCCAUUUCUUUUCGGUUCAAGCAGCUUAUCAUAAUAUGCUUUUGAUAUAUUACCAUGUUGACUAAUACCAACCAACCACUCUUUCUUUCUCUCUCUCCAAAACUCUUGGUGAUCAGACACACUGGGGGGGCCUCGUUUUUAUUUAGUUGGUGUGUCUCACUAGCGGAUUUUAACAGAAACCCCAUAGGGCAUAACCCUCUCUCUCUCUCUCCCUCUCUCUGAGGAUUAUAUGCAUGAAUUCUAUAUAUUUCACGUGCCAUAUAUAUAUAUUCAGCUCAUGUUCAUGGACACUGAUGCAAUAUACAUCUGUGUUUCCGAAGCAGAAAGCUGUGGUCUCUCAUCUUCAACUUUGUGCUCUCAGUUGGACCUCAAAUCCUAAAUUUGCAGCUUUUCAUCUGUAAAUGGUACUUCUUUCUUGGAAGCAAAUUAAACAGCAUCAAUCAGAUAUUUGUGGCGUAACUUCCUUCUAUAAAUUGAGGGGCUCGUGGGGUUACGUACAGGAAAUGAGGAUGGUUGGGCCCUUGUUGGACGCAAGGUGAGGUACUAAAAAUCACCCUUUGCUCACAAUCCAACGUAUAUAUUUACUUAUUCUGGAUUUAAUUUCCUUUGGCAAUUAUCUGGAAAGGGCAGAUCCCAAUGUUAUAUAUGAAGGAAGGACUGAUCAAGAUCUUUUGAUAGAAAAAAAUUAAACGCCAUCACAAAAAUGAAGUUUAUGAAACUUGGGACAAGGCUAGACACGUUUUACACAGAAGAAGCUACCAGGACAAUGAUUUCAGAUUUACCUAGUGACAUUAUCGUACAAAUUAAUGAUAUCAAUUAUCUUCUCCAUAAGCUGCAGUUUCCACUUCUUCCAAAGUGCGGCCUCUUGCAACGUCUUUACUCUGAUGCUGGCAAUUCCGACAAUAUUGUUACAAUUGAGCUUCAUGAUCUUCCUGGAGGCGAAGAUGCUUUUGAACUGUGCGCUAAAUAUUGCUAUGGAAUUACGAUUGACAUCAGCGCACACAACUUUGUAUCGGCAUUCUGUGCUGCUAAGUUCCUUAGAAUGACUGAAUCGGUAGAGAAGGGAAACUUUGUUGUAAAACUUGAGGCCUUCUUCAUGUCAUGCAUUCUGGAAGGUUGGAAGGACUCUGUCGUCGCACUCCAGAGCACAUCAAAGUUACCUGAGUGGUCUGAGACUUAUGGAAUCACCAGAAAGUGCAUCGAUUCUAUUGUUGAGAAAAUCCUCACACCACCAGCAAAGGUCACAUGGUCCUACACUUAUACUAGACCCGGUUACUCCAAGAAACACCACCAUUCUGUGCCAAAGGAUUGGUGGACGGAGGACUUAUCUGAUCUUGACAUAGACCUGUUCCGCUGUAUGAUUACUGCCAUCAGAUCGACAUACAUGUUGCCACCACAGCUUAUUGGUGAAGCUUUGCAUGUCUAUGCCUGCCGUUGGCUACCAGACACUACAAAGAGUAGGCCUAUAGAGAGUUCAGUGACUCAAACGGAUCAAGAAUUCAAGGAUAAGAAUCGACGAAUUCUUGAAGUUAUAGUGAGCAUGAUUCCUGGAGAUCGAGGAUCGGUUUCAGUUGGGUUUUUGCUGAGGCUUCUAAGCAUAGCAAAUUACGUAGGAGCCUCUCCCGUGACAAAGACAGAGCUCAUAAGGAGAUCUAGUCUGCAAUUUGAGGAGGCAACUGUGAGUGACAUGCUCUUUCCUUCACACUCAACCUCUGAAGGCCACUCUUACGAUAUUGACUUAGUUGUGGCAGUGUUGGAAAGUUUAGUGGUGCUAUGGAGAAGACAAUCUCCUACUGCUGCAGAAAACAGCCAGUUCUUGGGAUCCAUUAGGAAGGUUGGGAAGCUCAUUGAUUCUUACCUUGAAGUGGUUGCAAAGGAUGCUAACACGCCUGUAUCAAAAUUAGUAUCUCUAGCUGAAGCAUUACCGGAUAUUGCUCGGCCAGAACACGAUGACCUUUACAAGGCAAUCAACAUUUAUCUUAAGGAGCAUCCUGACCUGAGCAAGGGAGACAAAAAGCGCCUCUGCCGGAGUCUGGACUGCCAAAAGUUAUCUCCGGUGGUACGUGCCCAUGCUGUGAAAAACGAACGGCUACCAUUGAGAACUGUCGUGCAAGUCCUCUUUUUUGAACAGGAGAGAGGUUCCAAGGAAAACACCCACAAGCUGCCACUCCAGGAGAUAAUUUCUAAAGGAAAGCAGGCACCCACUGUAAGAGAAGAUCAGUCUAAGCUAAAACUGGGUUCAGAUGAGAAAUUUAGUAGGGGGGAGGGCAUAAGAAGAACCGCCAUUCCCGGAACAGGCGAAAAAGAUCAACAUAAAAGUAAGAUCAGAUCAGAUGGAAAGUUGCCAGUAGCAUUGGAAAGAAAGUUGGUCAUUGGAGAAAUUGAGGAAGUGGAGUCAGAGAAGGGGAAGAUUAAAGAAGAAGGAAUGUCUCGGAGCAAGUUGGAUCCUAAGAAAAUGAUACCAAGGGGAAGUAGAUCAGACCAUAGCCGUGAUAAAGGCAGGGACAGAUAGGAAAGGAAGACGCUCCCUUUUCUCAUUGAACUUGCAGUAAUUUGCUUUUCUUCUCUUCGUAAAUGUUUUGCUUUUGAACUGUUUAUAAGCCCUUUGCAUCAUUUGUGUCCGUGUAGAAAGUUCUUUAUCAUUAGUUGGAGCAUGUUGUUAGACGUUAA
This is a messenger RNA of Alnus glutinosa, 2702 nucleotides long. Its product is annotated as BTB/POZ domain-containing protein At5g47800. NCBI's taxonomy places the organism in Eukaryota, Viridiplantae, Streptophyta, Magnoliopsida, Fagales, Betulaceae. The coding region runs from base 736 to 2544 and encodes 602 amino acids. The record is from RefSeq and is a predicted model, not a curated record. The transcript has 8 exons.